Phlebotomus argentipes is the source of this 1659-nucleotide messenger RNA. Its product is annotated as sodium channel protein Nach-like. The transcript is spliced from 9 exons. The record is from RefSeq and is a predicted model, not a curated record. Bases 1 to 1659 code for a protein of 552 amino acids. Gene Ontology annotation, molecular function: ligand-gated sodium channel activity. Gene Ontology annotation, cellular component: membrane. Gene Ontology annotation, biological process: sodium ion transmembrane transport. NCBI's taxonomy places the organism in Eukaryota, Metazoa, Arthropoda, Insecta, Diptera, Psychodidae.
AUGUUUCCUCAUGAGUACAGCAGUAAUCAUAAAUUGGCAAAGAGACGAAACAAUGGCGGCGCUCUUGGUACAUCUCAAUUAUCAGCUCCAUUGGAACAUAACUACAUUUCGCAGGAGCUCGGGAAAUUCCUGAAGAAGUCCUCACUGCACUGCUACCACUAUCUUAUGGAGCCCGAAAGGAGUCGCCUUGAAUUCUGGUUCUGGAUUCUCAUUCACACUAUCAUUGUUGUCAUGUGCGCCAUAAUUGGCAUUAGCAGUUGGAACAAGUUCACAUCCAAUCCCCUCGUGACAUCUCUGCAUGACACUCAUUAUCCUAUUGAGAAGGUGCCUUUCCCCGCCGUCUCCAUCUGCAAUAAUAACAGACUCUCGAAGAAGGCAUCCCUGGAAUACGCCAAGGAAUUAGCUGAAAGGGACCCUGAGAGACGUGAUGUGGAUUAUUUCUUUGAAAAAGUCCGCCUCCUGGGAAAGCUGCAUGACUACGAUGUGGAUGGAAGGUCAGAUUUCCUGGCCUUUCAUGAAUUGCUGGAGAAACUCUCGUUCGCAAAUGACUCUGUCAGCUUCGACAUAAUGAAAAUCAUUCGAAAGCUCACGCCGCACUGCUCUGACAUCCUCCUGCAGUGUCUAUGGCUGGGCCAGGAGCAGCCCUGCAUGAAUCUCUUCUCUUUCAGGCGCACACAGUACGGUUUUUGCUGCACCUUCAACUACAUUCGCAAGGACAGCUCGGAAGAUCCACAGAGGAUGGUUUACUACACGGACAGCAAGUCUUGGGAUAUGGGAUUGGUGGUGACAUUAAACGCAUCCUUAGACGACUACUACUACCCAAUGUUCAACUUGGAGGGCUUUGUAAUCACUGUUUUUGGCAAUGACGAAUACCCCGACCCAUCUGCUGGUUAUGUCUCUGAAAUACUCAUAUCCCCGGGCUACGAGAACUACCUCAAAGUGGAUGCUUACUCGACAUUUGCGGAGAGGAGUGUCGCCAAUUACGAAGUGGACACGAGAGGCUGCCUUUUUGACGACGAGAACAAAAUGAUGAUGGAUGUUGCGUAUUCCCGAGCAGAUUGUGUGGUGAAUUGCAGGAUAAAGAGUAUCAUUCGACUGUGCGAGUGUGUUCCAUUCUUCUUGCCACACGCAGAGAGCUUUCGGGAUGGGACGCACUGUCGUGUGUGCGAUCUGCAGGAUCUGCCGUGCCUGGAGAAGUACAAAAUUAAAUGGGCAACAGUUGUGAAUCAAUACGAAGGCGUGCUGAAGUAUGACAUGAGAGAGGUUGAGGAGUCCCUCUAUUGUCCUGAUUGUCUGCCGAAAUGCUCAGAUACCAAGUACAAAGUCAGCACGGUGAGUUUGCCUCUCCAGAAACAAUUCAAAAACUCCACAGCACUCCUAAGCGGAAUUGUAGACGUCUCAUCAAUAUCCACAGUGAAAAUCUACUUCGGCUCCGCUGAGGCUUGGGUGUAUCGCCAGGAUGUUGCGCUGUAUUGGUUCCAAAUAUUUAGCUUCCUUGGCGGAAUAAUUGGAUUGAUGUCAGGAUUCUCCAUCAUAAGUAUAUUCGAAGGAAUCUGGUUUCUGCUCGGCGUACUCUUUCACAUCGUGCAAUGCAAGAUUAAAGCGUUGCUGCCAUCAAAGAAAUCUCCAGAGCCAUUAGUGCUGAAAUUUCAUCCUUGA